Pseudozyma hubeiensis SY62 is the source of this 2646-nucleotide messenger RNA. RefSeq lists its product as hypothetical. The transcript has 2 exons. NCBI's taxonomy places the organism in Eukaryota, Fungi, Basidiomycota, Ustilaginomycetes, Ustilaginales, Ustilaginaceae. Gene Ontology annotation, molecular function: GDP-Man:Man(3)GlcNAc(2)-PP-Dol alpha-1,2-mannosyltransferase activity. The record is from RefSeq and is a predicted model, not a curated record. Gene Ontology annotation, biological process: protein N-linked glycosylation. Bases 1 to 2646 code for a protein of 881 amino acids. Gene Ontology annotation, cellular component: endoplasmic reticulum membrane.
AUGCAGGUCGACCGAAACAAGGACGAUGAUCAAGAAACGAUAGCAAAGGAUCUGCGUUGGGCGGCUCUACAGCGGGUUCGUUGGUCGCGCUUGUCAGGUCGACGUGUCCUGCCGGAUCUUGCGAUUUUCCUGCACGGACCUUUGCAAGAACUCGUUCUUCACCCAACUCUCCUUCUUCCUGUCCACCACAAAUCCAUCCCUCACCCUGUCAUCGGGAUCCUCCAGGGUGUCGGAACGAUGGAUCGACUACUGAACCUUCAAACGGCGCUCUCGCUCGGCUACGUCGGGAGUAUGGUGCUCGCCGCUCACUUGCUGUCCGUCUCCGUCCUUCCUCGCACCGCCUCUCGCAAAACCCGCGGUAUCUUCCUCUGGCUCGUCUUCGACGCGAUCUGUCACCUCACCCUCGAAGCGUCCUUCCUCUACCUCUCCACCCAAAACCGGACCGUCAACGCCUCCUCCUCGUUCUUCGGUCAGCUGUGGAAGGAGUACGCACUAGCGGAUGCACGAUGGGGUACGGCGGACGCAACGCUCGUAGCGAUGGAGUGGGUGACCGUGCUGCUGGCGGGUCCGUUGGCGGGGUACUGCGCGUGGCUGUUGGCGAAAGGAGAUGUGGGCUACCACUACUGGGUGGUGGUGCUGUGUACGGGGGAGAUUUAUGGUGGGUGGAUGACGUUCGCGCCGGAGUGGUUGACGGGGAGUGCGGGGUUGAAGACGGACGAUUGGUUGUUGCUGUGGGGGUAUCUGGUGGUGAUGAACCUGGUGUGGGUGGUGGUGCCGAUUUGGCUGAUGGUGGACAGCUAUGGGUUUGUGGUGGAGAGUUUGCGGACGAGUCGUGUGGAAGAUACGACGGUCGUCGGAAGGAAUGACAAGGAAAGGAGGGUUGAGAAGGUCAAGGCGCCGACGAUGGCGCGCAGCUUGACUUCGACGAGAGGCCUUUCCGGCUCGGCAUACCUUUUAGCUCUCGCAGCGCUGUUCAUCUACGUCAUGCCCACAGCAGCAGCCGCGCAGCAGACGUACGAUCCCCUGGCAACAACGACCUUACUACCCAUUCCUCCUUCCGACCGCUCUGAACCCUUCACCACCACCCUGCGCAACUUUUUGGUGCCUCUGCUCCUCCCGCUCGGCCUGCUCACCUUUUCGUUCAGCGUCGGUGCCGUCCAAGUCGCAGACAAGGCGCUGCGCAAAACGCGCAAGUCCAACCGCAUCCGUCGACGCAAAUUCCUCUCCACCCUCGACAUCGACGAGAAGACGCAGGGAGCUCGGAACAUCGUCGGCUUCUUCCACCCGUACUGCAACGCCGGUGGUGGCGGAGAACGUGUUCUGUACGAAGCUGUGCAGCUGCACCUUGCGUUGGAUCCGAAGUGUAUCAUCGCUGUGUACACGGGUGACUUUCCUGGUGCGUCGAAGGAGGAGAUCCUCGGCAAGGCGUCGAGUCGAUUCGGAAUCGAGCUGGAUUCCAGCCGAAUUCUCAUGAUCCCGUUAGGCAGACGCUGGAUGGUGGAGGAUACGACGUGGAAACGUUUCACGCUGUUGGGGCAGAGCUACGGCAGCAUAUGGUUGGCGUUCGAGGCGCUGUCGAGCUUGAUACCCGAUGUGUACAUCGACACGAUGGGGUACGCAUUCACCUUCCCAGUAGCCAGACUGUUCAAACGCGAUCUUCCCGUAGGCGGGUACGUCCACUACCCGGUCAUCUCGACGGAUAUGCUCGAGAGGGUGAGGAGUCGGGUCGGCGGACACACGAAUGCGUCGAGCGCGAAUUCGAGCGUCAAGACGUUUGUCAAACUGGCGUACUACAGGUUGUUCGCGUGGGUGUACGGGUGGGUGCUUAGGCGGGCGGAUGUUGUCGUUGCGAAUGGCAGUUGGACCCAGGCACAUCUGAAGCAACUCACGGGAAAGCCAGUUGAAAAAGUCUACCCGCCUUGCGAUACGGACGAGAUGGCCGGGUUCGCACUCGAAGCACGAACGCACACCAUCGUUUCCCUCGCCCAGUUUCGUCCAGAAAAGGAACACCCCCAGCAACUGCACAUCCUCCGCGAACUCCUCUCCACCCACCCGCACUUAGCGAACACCGUCAAACUCGUCAUCAUGGGUAGCUCGCGCAACGUCGACGACGAGCACCGCAUCUCGCUGCUCCGACAACUCUGCACUUCGCUUCAGCUAGACGAUCACGUCGAGUUCGUCGUCAACGCCGACUUCAAAGAAAUCCUCAAAAGGCUGCAGACGGCAAGUGUAGGCGUCAGCACCAUGAAGGACGAACAUUUCGGGAUCGGCGUCGUCGAGUUCAUGGCGAGCGGCUUGGUGACGGUCAGUCAUAGGUCGGCGGGUCCGUGGUUGGAUAUCGCCGUUCCUUCGGCGAAUCACCCUCUACCGAAGGAGAAGGCUGCAGCGAUACAGCAGGAAGGGAAGGAAGUGGCGGUGGGGUAUCACGCAGAAACAGUGGAGGAGUUCGCGUCGGUGCUAGCCGAGAUCUUUGAACUGCAGGACAAGAACCCAGACAAAGUGCUGCAGAUGAGGGAGGCUGCGAGGGAAAGAGCGAGACGUGUUUUCGGGAGAAAGGCGUUUGUCGAGGCAUGGCAAGAGAAGCUUUGGUCGAGGUUGGAGGGCAAGACGCAGAAGAUAAACAAGCAAAACAAGAAGGAUCAAUGA